AUGUGCACAAAAUUUGUAUCUCCUGUUGUACACAAAAGACAAUUGCGACAGCAUUAUAUCCUGAAACAGAUACUCGGUGGGAAUAUCCAGCUGCAAAUGGAUGAGCCACCCAAAAUGAUUCUUGAUAGUGCAGCAGGUGCAGGCUUUUGGGCCUUUGAAAUUGCACAAAAGUAUCCUGAGAGUAAAGUGGUUGCCAUGGAUAUUUCGCUGCCGACCGAUAGCGCUCAAGUCAAUAAUGGCCAACCGAUCACGCCCAACGUGUCAUUUGUUUUUGGCGACAUCCUCAACACACCUUUACCCUUUGCUGAUGGCACAUUUGAUCUUGUUUAUCAACGCGAAGUUGGUGCUAUUGUUCCAAUCCCCUAUUGGAAACCACUAUUUGAAGACUUCGCAAGGAUUCUUAAACCCAAUGGUUCGGUGCACCUUGUCGAAUAUGAUCUUCGCAUGCCAGACUGUGGGCCAUUAACUCGCAAAGGCAACAAGGCCGUUGACGAGUUUGCUUUAGCUACUGGGUACAACAUGAAAUUUACAGAAGGUUUCGAGGGGCACCUGCUCUCUGUUGGUUUCACAGAUGUGCGGAUUCAAGAGUUUCCCAUCCCAGUCGGCGAGUGGCCCGAAGACGAGAUUCGAUUGCAGCAAGGUUUCUUAGUCAAAUCGGUAUUCAAGGGAAUCCUCAAGAUGGUAAAACCAAGAUUGGCUCCUUUCCUUGAAUUAACCUUGGAUGAAUACGAUCAAUAUUGUGUCGCCGUCAUGGAUGAAAUCGAGAGAAAUAAGGGACUCACAGAGUGGAAAGUGAUUACAGCUAGGAAAGCUUAG
Lichtheimia ornata is the source of this 816-nucleotide messenger RNA. RefSeq lists its product as uncharacterized. The record is from RefSeq and is a predicted model, not a curated record. NCBI's taxonomy places the organism in Eukaryota, Fungi, Mucoromycota, Mucoromycetes, Mucorales, Lichtheimiaceae. The transcript has 5 exons. The coding region runs from base 1 to 816 and encodes 271 amino acids.